Messenger RNA from Scleropages formosus (Asian bonytongue), 5567 nucleotides. It is a transcript of the gene smtnb, whose product is annotated as smoothelin b. The record is from RefSeq and is a predicted model, not a curated record. Bases 573 to 3821 code for a protein of 1082 amino acids. The transcript has 20 exons. Gene Ontology annotation, molecular function: protein binding. Lineage: Eukaryota; Metazoa; Chordata; Actinopteri; Osteoglossiformes; Osteoglossidae.
GGUUUAGCUGAAGCGCGAGCGGUACUCACAGUUUGUGACACUCAGUGUUGAUGACCGUAGUGUCACCGGUAAAAUUUAACGGUUCUUUUUUUUUAUUUUAUUUUAUAAAAUCCUCUAGUAAAAAAAAUGGAUACGCGACGCAUCCAUCAGAUGCAUGCUUAAUGCGAAACGCAGGUGGAACGCAACGCGGGUAUAUUUUUUUGAAGAAGGACUAAUUUUUCAUAACAUUGACUUGAGAUACAAUGAAUGAAAACUUCAUAACACUUUAAUUUUUAAAACUGUGUUGUGAAAUUUUUAGUGAAUCUGUACGUGAAAAUAUGCUAAGGAGUAUGAGAAGACUUUGCUGGCUUCAUUUCAGUAGGUCGCUGUGUUGAAUUCACCUGCGCUCGUCUCGCUCGCGCUGUUCUUGCGCGCGCGCCACGAAGUGCCGCGACGAGAGGGAAGCAUCCUGGUCUCCAGAGGCCGGUCACUCGCCACACACUCCGGAGGAGUGCAAAUACCGCACGUCCAUUCACGUACUCGACUUGAGCGCAGGGCUAGUGUUCUGCCGCUCGGACCCGUUACCAUCCAUCAUGUCUUCUGGAAAGUACACGGCUCUGGACGAACCGACCCUGCGUACCAUGCUGGAGGGAACGAUGAAUCUGGACGAGCGACGGCUCAUCAGGUCGGCUAUCCGGGAGCUGCGGCAGCGGGAGAUCGAGGAGAUGCAGGCGGCGCUGGCCAGCAAGCGCUUCAGGGCCACUUCGCUGCACCUGCUUGAAGAUAAGGAGAAUCGGCGCAGGUCUGAUUCCAGCGACUCUCUGGACUUGCUGUCUGGGAAGCUGCAGGCCAUCCAGGACAUUGAGGAGCUUACUGGACUGCUGAGAGGUACCAGUGAGUACGAGGAGAGGAAGCUGAUUCGAGCUGCAAUUCGCCAGCUACGGGACAAGGAACUGCAGAGUGCGGUAGAGAAAGCGAGAGCCCUCAGCAGGAGGGACCGGACCAGCGAGCGCCAUAGCAGCCUGACCUCUGUGGACCCUGACGCAGAGAGCUUGGGGGAGCGCGAGCAAAUUCGAUCUCAGAUCCGGGAACUGCGCAGCCAGCAGUCACAGAGCAGAGAGCUCCAUCAAACAGGUUCCACAGGAAGUUCCACCACAGGCAUGACGCUGGUUCUGGACACCUUAGGGAAGGAGGAGUCCUCGGGCUCCAUGGGGACUCAUGACUGCUUGGGCUCCGGCACCACCGACUCUGAUAGAGCAGUAACCCAGCACCAGAGAGAGACCUUGGGUGAUUCAGACCCUAGCCUGGGGUCUGCUCUCUCCAGGCCUGGUCUAGACUCUGAGGCAUCGGAGAAUAGUUUUGGGUUCAGCACUAGAGCUACCCUUGGUUUUGAGGCUCCUGGAUGCAGCGUAAGCGCUGUCUCAAGGGCCUGUCUAGACUUGGGAGUAUCUGAGCACAGUGUAAACUCUGCCACCAGGGCCCGCCUGGAUUCGGGGGCAUCAGAGAGCAGUGCAGGCUCACAAUCCUGCCUGCUGUAUACAUUAGACUGUGGGACAUGUGACACAGACCCUUUGCCACAACUACAGCAGCCACUGGACUCCGGUGAGCCUGAAGGGGGUUCGGAUUUGCGCACCUCGGCCCUCAGCCAGGAAAUGCCCUCACUGCAGCUGGCACCUGUGGAAGAGCCAGCAGUCACGGAGAGCAGCUCCUCCUCCAGCUCUGACUCUGAGUCAGAGAAUCAUAGUCAUGUGUCAAGUGGGCCUGCUGCGGGGCCCAGCGAUGACAGCUCAACCACUGACACGGACCGCGAGCAGCCAGAUGGGGCGGUCUUCUCCAGGAAGGUGCCGGGCGCCCACAAUGGCCUGCUUAAUGGCAGUCUGAAGGCGAGGAACAACGGACAGGACCAGAAAAUUUGGAGCAAAGACACACCUCUUCGCAAGAACAAGGACCCAGCAGUUGAUAAGAAGGAUCCAGUUGUGUCCUCCUUCAGCCGGGCCAGCUCCAUUCGGGAUCGGAUGCGCAAGUUUACAGAGCCCGCCCCGAGCAUGGCGGCUCCAACGAGGGCCUCCCUAAAGAACGGGGUCCUCCUAAGCACCCGCGGCCAGUCACCCGUGUCCAAGGUCACCCAAAGGUUCGAGGAGACUGCUCUGAGCAAACCGCAGCAGGACAGGGGACCUGAAGCAGGUGCACCCCAGCAGAAGGAAAGGGAGCAUUUUGUGUCCUGCAGGACCUCUUCAGCCACCUCCUCCUCCUCUUUGUCAGAGAGUGCCGGGGUCCCGCUUCAGCGCAGGAUGGGUGUGAAGAAAGGACCAUCCUCAAGGCCCCUGGUUGCCUUCCCCCAGCAUCCCACUAGCAGCCAAUCACAGAGCCCUGGGGGUGGGACUUUGGAAGAGCCUGAAAGGCAGAGGCCCGCCCUGGCCACCCCAGAUGAGAACGGGAGCGUAUUGGCCAGCGAAGCAGUUGGUGACAGUGUAUCUCAGAGCAAGGGAGAGGGAGAUCCUGACAUGAAGACUUUCCUCACCAUCGAGAUCAAGGAUGGGCGCAACACCCCCGCAGACAGCAUGGCUCCCCGCAUCACCUCGAGUGCUGCAGCUAACCGGGCAGAGCUCACCCUUGGCUUGAGACCAACCCCCUUCAAGAUCUCCUCAUCUGGUGUGUCGUCCAGUAUGGCCUUCAAGGUGGACGGUGAGCCGACAGUUGCCACGGAGCCAGCAUUUGUGACUGCGCCAUCGGCGCGAGCUGCCAGUGAGGCGCCCACCGUGUCCAAUGGGUCUUCAGAGGUGAAGACUGAGGAGCGCACAGGGAAGCUCACAGCUGAGCAGCUGGCUGCCAUUGAGGACGAGGAGGUCCUGGAUAGGAUGCUAGAUGAGUCUAAGGAUUUUGACGAGAGGAAGAUGAUCCGUGCGGCCAUGAGGGAGCUGCGCAAGAGGAAGCGAGACCAGCGGGAGCGAGAGAGGGAGUCCCGCCUUCAGGACCUGCGGCAGCAGCGAGAGGAGAGGUUCCAGAAGGGCCGGCCAGGAGGGGGCGCUGGUGAGGUGGUGGUGAAAAAGGUGGAGAAGUCGGCCGAUGGGUCCACCCUGAGCCAGGUCACCAAGACUGACCGCUUUGCCCAGUCCAGUGAUGGCAGCCGGUCGUCCCGCAGCACCAUCCUGGAGACGAGUUAUGUGCAAAAGUUUGACAAGGGGACAGUUCAGACCAAGUCCUACAGUUACACUUCCUCUUCUUCCAGCUCCACCACAAAGAAGGUGGGCAGUGUGUUCGACCGCGAAGACGACUCUGCCCACAGCAGCCAGGCGGCUCUGGAGCGGCGGCAGGCCGAGAAGCGCAAGGAGCUGAUGAGGGCACAGACGCUGCCAAAGACUUCAGCUAUGCAGUCGCGCCGCGCCAUGAUCGAGAAGCUGGAGAAAGAGAGUGGCGGGCCAGCCAACCCCGCUGUGGCACGGGUGAACAAGGUGCAGCGCUCCACCAGCUUUGGAGUUCCCAAUGCCAACUCCAUCAAACAGAUGCUGCUGGACUGGUGCCGGGCAAAGACUCGGUCCUAUGAGAAUGUGGACAUCCAGAAUUUCUCCUCCAGCUGGAGUGAUGGGAUGGCCUUCUGUGCCCUGGUACAUAACUUCUUUCCAGAAGCCUUUGACUACUCUGCUCUCAGCCCCAGCAACCGCAGACAGAACUUUGAGAUGGCCUUCAAAACCGCAGAGAAUCUGGCAGACUGCCCCCAGCUGCUGGACGUGGAGGACAUGGUGCGUCUGCGUGAGCCGGAUUGGAAGUGCGUGUAUACGUACCUCCAGGAGUUCUACAGGGCCCUGGCGCAGAAAGGCCUGGUCAAAACCAAAAACUCCUAAGGGUGCUGCCCUUUGCCAAAUGGGCCUUUGCUAACUGCAUGCCCCUUCUGGAGGUUGAAGAUAUGAUGAUAAUGGGCAAGAAGCCAGACCCCAAGUGCGUCUUUACCUACGUGCAGUCACUGGUCAAUCAUCUGCGCAGGUACGAGAUGACCUGCCGACCCUUCUCAGACCUCUGACCUUCCCUCUGCGUCCUCUGCCUCUUCCGGACUGGGAUAGAAGCAAACUUCUCCACUGCCCUUACUCCCCCACCGCUGACACACCAAGACUGAUAGCUGCCUGUUCCCCCCUGGACCAUAUAAUGCUGCCUGACUCCAUCUGACUCUGUUCAAAGCAGGCAAGCCCAAGAGUGUGUGUCUCCAUGUUUGUCUUUCAUUUCCUUUGACAAUAGAAUGGUGGUCAACAAGGUUUGUUCUACAGACUUAUUUCUGGAUUCCAUCCCUAGGUCUGGUCCACAUAGUCCUGUUGUACACCUUUUUUGGAUUGACACUAUUGCAGAUGUACCCAGUGGUAGGAGAGGCUUCUCUCUCACUCUCACAUACACAGCAUGCUAUCCAUGUAGCUGACUGACAUAGAACACGACGCACCGUCCAUUGCAUUAACUUCACAAUUAAAAAUUAAAAUAAAAAAAAAAAAAAAAACUUACACCCACAUUAUAUGAAAUAAUAGCUGUGUUGUGUAUCAGGUCUCUGGGGAGAUUAUGUGGCCACAGGAAUAUUUGUGCAAAAUAAUACUCCAGAUGGCGUAUGUAGGAAAGUUUAAAAUUUAAAAAAAAUAUUUAAUUCUUUAUUUUCAUUGGCCCCAUUUUUUGAAGAAACGGGGCACUUUUUAUUAUAAAAUACUUUUUAAGAUGCUGUUGGAUUAAAGUUUGAACAUGAUGAUCUGAUAGUUUGUAUAUGGCUUAAGUCUACACCCUGGUACUGUUUCUCUCAUAACUUAUCAAAUUUGCAUGCUUUUUAAAAUGCACCUUUACUUGAAUUUUUUGUAAGUUAUUACUACUAUUUUUAUUCAAGUCAUGCAUAAGCACUGGUAUGGAGAGAUUUUACCCAUAUUUUCAUCAUGAUGUGUAAUUUUUUUGACACCAGUAGAUACUGGCUUUAACCUGAGCUCACCAGAGGAUGACGACUGAACAUGACCAGUUCUUGUCUUCCAGCAGCUGAGACCACAGAAUUGCAGACACUGCUGUUCUUGGGUGCAGAUCCAUGUUAAAUUUUGUUUUUUGUUUCUGUUCUCUCCAUUUCCAGAUGAAUCAAAUAAUACUUGUAACACCUUGAUGUUCUGUUGUUUUUAAUUAUUGUUGUACAUUUUGACAAUAUUGUGUAUAUUUUUUUUUUUCUUUUCUUUUAUGGUUUCUCAAAUGGCACUAGUUGUGAAUGCGAAUGCUGUUCAAAUGCAAUUUGAAUUGUAGCGUCCAGGGUUUUAGUAUUUUGAACCGAGAUGAAUGGAUGGUAAUUAUCCCCAGGUCUUAAGAACUUCUACGUGUUACAUGCCCUCACACCUACUGGUUUAGCUCCCAAAGCCCAGAUACUGGGCUGUUUCCUUCAGUCCUGGCUUCCCAUUUUUGCCCAGACCCCUCACCCCCACCAUUCCAGCCAGAGUGGCCCCUAUUGGCAGGUCCCAUAAAUCCAUCCCUUCUCUGCCGUCAGCUUCCCAUACAUGCGGCUGCCUGUUCCUACUCGGUUUGCCUGGUCUUGCUUGGGUUGUCCUCUGUAUGUUUUGUUUUUGCUAGUGUGUAUUUUUUUUUUUUUU